CCCCAGGAUGGCCGAGCAGAUGUGGUUGCCAACGACUCUGGGGACAGGGUGACUCCUGCUGUCGUGGCCUUCUCAGCGAGUGAGGAGGUUGUUGGCUUAGCUGCAAAGCAAAGCAGGAUAAGGAAUAUUGCAAAUACUGUGGUGAAAGUAAAGCAGAUCCUGGGGAGAAGCUCUGGUGACCCACAGGCAGAGAAAUACAUUGCAGAAAGCAAAUGCUCUAUCGUUGAGAAGAAUGGAAAACUCCAAUAUGAAAUAGAUAAUAAACUCAUCCACCCAGAGGAUGUGGCAAAACUAAUUUUCAGUAAGAUGAAAGAGACUGCUCAGUCUGCAUUGGGCUCAGAUGUGAAUGAUGUUGUUGUCACUGUGCCAUUUGAUUUUGGAGAGAAUCAGAAAAAUGCCCUUGGGGAAGCAGCUGCAGCCGCUGGGUUUAAUGUGAUGAGAUUAAUCCAUGAACCAUCUGCAGCUCUCCUGGCAUAUGGAAUUGGCCAAGAUUCACCCACUGGGAAAAGCAACGUGUUGGUUUACAAACUUGGUGGAACAUCCCUCUCCAUCACAGUCCUGGAAGUGAACAGUGGGAUCUAUCGAGUGCUUGCCACCAACACAGAUGACAGCAUUGGUGGGGUUUGCUUCACAGAAGCUCUGGCACAGCACUUGGCUUCUGAAUUCCAGAGGUCUUGUAAACAUGACAUUAGGGGGAACCCCAGGGCCAUGAUGAAGCUGAUGAACAGUGCUGACAUUGCCAAGCACUCUCUGUCCACCCUUGGGAGUGCAAACUGUUUUGUGGACUCUCUGUAUGAUGGGUUGGACUUUGACUGCAAUGUGUCCAGGGCCAGGUUUGAGCUCAUCUGUUCUUCACUCUUCAGUAAAUGUGUGGAAGCAAUUAAAAAGCUCCUGCAGCAAGUUGGAUUCACAGCAGAUGAUAUCAAUAAGGUGGUUCUGUGUGGUGGCUCUGCUCGAAUCCCAAAGCUGCAGCAGCUGAUCAAAGACAUCUUCCCAACCGUGGAACUCCUGAAUUCAAUUCCUCCAGAUGAGGUUAUUCCCAUUGGUGCAGCCAUAGAGGCAGGAAUUCUGCUAGGAAAAGACAACACCUUGUUAGAAGAAGAAGCACUUAUUGAGUGUUCUGCCAAAGAUAUUCUCUUGAAGGGAGUAGACGAGUCAGGGGCUGACAAAUUCACAGUGCUAUUUCCAUCAGGGACACCACUGCCAGCUCGAAGGCAGCACACCCUGCACGCCCCUGGGAACACCUCCUCUGUGUGCCUGGAGCUCUACGAGGCCUUGGGGAAAAGGCCCUUGAGUGAAGAAGGUAAAUUUGCACAGAUUGUGCUGCAGGAUUUGGAUAAAAAGGAGGAUGGGCUGCACGACAUACUGACUGUUCUCACCAUGAAAAGGGAUGGGUCCCUGCAUGUCACCUGCACAGAUCAAGACACUGGGAAGUGUGAAAUCAUCACUGUGGAAGUGGCAUCGUAG
Molecule: messenger RNA, 1467 nt
Organism: Acanthisitta chloris (rifleman)
Lineage: Eukaryota; Metazoa; Chordata; Aves; Passeriformes; Acanthisittidae
Gene: HSPA14
Product: heat shock 70kDa protein 14
Exons: 13
Biological process (GO): cellular response to unfolded protein; protein refolding
Cellular component (GO): ribosome; cytoplasm
Molecular function (GO): ATP hydrolysis activity; misfolded protein binding; heat shock protein binding
Source: RefSeq, a predicted model, not a curated record